ACCCACACAGGCACACACACAGAUAGCAACAAUACGCACACACACUCAGGCAAGCGAGCAGAGCAGCGACUACGACAAUGUUGGAGGAGUGCAGCUGUGAAAAAUUAAACAAAAGUGCUAAAUUUGAUUAUUAAAUACUCAGCGGCAGCGGAAACAAAACAUUCAACAUUUCCAACCAACGCAGAUUCUUGAAAAAGCUCGUCAACAUGGAUCGAGUCACAAAACCGCAGAAGAAAAUGCUAAUAACAUUGCUGCGCGAGACGAAAUACAUGGAAGGCAAGAAGGAAAAGGAAUGGUAUUGGGAGAAGAUUCAAGCGGCGCUUAACACUAUCGGGCCCAAAAAGACCAUCAUUCAGUGGAAAAAGUGCUGGCGCGACAUGCGCCUGACGACGAGAAAGAAACUGGCCGAGCUGAAGCGCUGUCAACUGUCUGGCGGGUCGCCACCACCAGGCAUUGAGUUGAACCAGGAGGAUAACGAUAUCAUUGACAUUGUGGGCACUGAGUACUUUUACGAGGAAAUGAACGGCGAGCUUAAGCCGGAAAACUUUAUGACCGGCUUUGACUACGUGCCGGAGCACUUUUGCGAUGCCAUACUGACGGCUGCUGCGGGCCAGCAGCAGCAGCACAUGCAACACCCAAAGGAUCCACAAUCCCACAGUGGCCAGCAGCCGCAGGAUCAUCACACCAAUGAUGGGGAGACAAACGAUGCGCCAGGCUCCUCGAACGGUGGAUCGUACCAGGGUCAGAACGUGAGUCAGCUGCAGUCGCACAACGGUGGCGGCGGAGAGCAUGGUAAUGGCAAUAGCACGCAGCCGCAUCCCGGCAUGCCGCAGCAUCCUGCCUUUCAUGGUGGUCUGCAUCCGCAUCUGCUACGACGUCAACAUACAAACGCGGCGCUGCAGCGGGAGACGCCGUUCGAGGAGAAGCUUUUGCAGUUCAUGCAGGAUGCGUUUCCUAAAAAGAGCAAAAAGCGCAAGCAGCGCGAUCCGGACAAGCUUUUUCUGCUAUCGCUCUAUGAGGAGAUCAAACGGGUGCCGGAGGAAAUACGCCUGGACGUGAAAUCGGAGCUGAUGCAAAUCUUAAAGAAAUACCAGAAGAAGUCACCAGUUAAGGCGGAGAAAUCCUCAGCUUCGACGUCCUCAGCCGCCAAACAGAGCAGCAACAGCAGCAGCAGCUCCGCCUCGGCUCAUCUCUCGCAUAGCAUGUAUCAGCUGCAGAAGAAAUAUGAGAAGGGCGAAAAGGAGGCGUCGCCGCAAUCACAGGGGGAUCCGGUGCCACUGCAUGCACCGCAACAGCUACCACUGUUCCAGCUGCACAAAAAGUACGAAGAGACCGCCGAAAAGGUGCAUCAACAGCAAAGCGAACAGCGCAAGCUUGAGGCUGCCCACCAGCAGCAGCAUGCCGCCCAUCAGCAGCCGCCACCGCCGCCCAAUGAGCAGCAUUUGCAUCAUCCGCAAAUGGCGCAUAAUAUAAUGUUUCCGCUGGCGCAGCUGCGCAACGAGCAGCCGCCGGGGCAGCAUCAUUCGCACAAUCCACAUCAGCAGCAACAGCAGCAUCCCCACCAGCAACAGCAGCAGGCACAACAGCAUCAUCCGCCAACGAUCUUUGGCACCGCUGCUAGUGCAGCCGCCAUGAGCGCUGACCGCCCAGCGAUGUCGUACGAGAACGUUGGGUGAAUGUUGAGCCGUCUGUGGGAAGCCACUUGUGGAGCGCGCCCUUCGACGGUGUCCCCCACGACGGCAGACGCGCACAACUGUUAGCAACAACAAGCAACUAGCAACUGUUAGCCAACCGGCCCAGCUCGACGACAGGGUCUGGUCGGGGUCUCUCUUACGCCCGCCACAUAAAUGCCGGAACUGUGUGCAAAAUUGUUUCAAACACUAGGUUUUACUCGUACUUCUAAUCCUUACGCUAGCUUACUAUGUAGCCAUGAAAUGAUCUUCAUGUAAAUGCCAUUGGGCUCGAUCCCAAUGGCUUAUCAUCAAUAAUUGUGUAUAUACAUAAGAAUAUAUACAUACAUAUUAGAAUUACAUAUUGAAAUUGUGACUUUAUUUUCAAUUACAACAAAUGAAUUUAA
This is a messenger RNA of Drosophila virilis, 2077 nucleotides long. RefSeq lists its product as uncharacterized. NCBI's taxonomy places the organism in Eukaryota, Metazoa, Arthropoda, Insecta, Diptera, Drosophilidae. The record is from RefSeq and is a predicted model, not a curated record. Gene Ontology annotation, molecular function: DNA binding.